AUGUUGGGGAAGAAAGGGGAGGGCUUUGACUCGCUCUUCAUUUACGCCCUUGUGGGCGUCUUUGUGUUUCGAUGCAUGCUUGAGGAGAGUCAAAUCUUCCCCGGGACGAGUAUUUGCAGCGGGAUAGGGAAACGUAACGCUUUGGAGGUCUUGAAAUUGAUCGAGGAAAACCCGGUUUUCGUUUGGGGUCACGAGACUAAAUUCAAGAGUCUUCUAGAGUUGACCAGAGACCUUGCCCAAGUCAUUAGUGAUCUGUUGAAGUUCCGUCUCCCGGCGGUGGACGGGGAUGUUGUCGAGGCCAAGAAGCAGUCUAGAAAACUGGUGGAAGCUAAGGAGAAGGAUUGGGAGAUCCAAAUGUUAUCCAUGAAGCAUUCCAUAGAAAAGCUUGCUUUGAGGAGCGGAAAGGGAGUCAUGCAAUGGAAUCGCUGGAACUAUUCUGUGCCGGGGCAUAUGAACAUCCCUGUCUGGAGGUGA
Molecule: messenger RNA, 474 nt
Organism: Guillardia theta CCMP2712
Lineage: Eukaryota; Cryptophyceae; Pyrenomonadales; Geminigeraceae
Exons: 1
Coding region: 1-474 (157 amino acids)
Source: RefSeq, a predicted model, not a curated record